Mercurialis annua (annual mercury) is the source of this 1386-nucleotide messenger RNA. RefSeq lists its product as uncharacterized. Bases 204 to 1178 code for a protein of 324 amino acids. The transcript is spliced from 7 exons. The record is from RefSeq and is a predicted model, not a curated record. NCBI's taxonomy places the organism in Eukaryota, Viridiplantae, Streptophyta, Magnoliopsida, Malpighiales, Euphorbiaceae.
GUGGCUAAAUCGGCAGCACACAAAGCUGGCUCAAAUUCUACACAUGUUAUCAAACCAAACAGCUCCACUGCCACCACCAAUUUUCGCAUCACAAAAUCUCCCCAACACAGAAAAACAUGGCAGAUUUUCCCUCUUCAGGUUUCAAAAACCAACCCAUAAUUUAAUCCAACCUGCUACUGUUACUGCUACUACUGUUAAUUAAAAUGCGCACGCUUCUGAGUCUCAGGCAACCACCAUCGCCAUGUCUAACCUCAAAUUUACACUCUUCUUGCACCUCAUUCCUGUACAGCUUCAGACCCAGUAGACGUUUUCAUUUCUUGAGUCCUUGUUCUUCGCUUAAACAAUCCAAGAAAGCCCAACAGACUCUUCAAAAGAGUCCUCAGAGUGUAAGGUGGUUCUUGAAUACUAAAAAUAGCGACGAUGAUGACGAUAAGGGUCGGAAAGGUGAUGAGGAUGAUGGGGAGUUGCAAAAUGAAACUGCUAUUAAAGGAACCCUUUUGGCUGGUGUUUUGUUAGUGGGUGUUGUUGGUGGAUUUGGUGCUGUUGGUUAUGUUUAUAGGGAUCAGCUCAAUGCUUUCUUGACUCACUUUUCUGGCCUUAUUGAAGGUUAUGGACCUGCUGGAUAUGCUUUAUUUGUAGCAGUUUAUGCAGGACUUGAAAUUCUGGCAAUUCCAGCAAUCCCAUUAACGAUGUCGGCAGGUCUUCUUUUUGGCUCUGUUAUUGGCACCAUUAUUGUCUCUAUCAGUGGAACAGUUGCUGCAAGUGUUGCUUUUCUCAUAGCUAGAUAUUUUGCUCGUGAGCGUAUUCUUAAACUGGUUGAAGGAAAUAAAAAGUUUCUUGCUAUUGACAAAGCAAUUGGUGAAAAUGGGUUUAGAGUUGUCACACUUCUUCGUUUGAGUCCUUUGCUUCCAUUUUCUUUGGGGAAUUAUCUAUAUGGAUUGACAUCCGUUAAGUUCGUUCCAUACGUUUUGGGAAGUUGGUUAGGAAUGCUUCCGGGAACAUGGGCUUAUGUGAGCGCUGGUGCAUUUGGCCGUGCAAUUAUUCAGGAAGAAUCUGAUAUUGGAUUAGUCGGAGGAAAUAACUCAUUAUUAACUCUUGGGGUGGGAUUGUUGGUAACAGCAUUAGCUGCAACAUAUGUGACGAAGCUUGCUAAGGAUGCAGUGAAAGAUAUCGACUAGAAUAUAAGGAAACAGGUAGAAUGCAACAUAACUGGAAUUGUAAGAUUAAUGGGGGUUUUCAACAUCAUGUAAAUGCUUGUGUAUCAUUUAUUGACUCGAAAUCGUAUAGGAAAAUUCCCCAUCCCUUUUUUUUCUUGAUCUCUUCUGUAAAUCGGGGGGACCUUUUAGAUCUGCCAUCAUACAUAAAAUGAGUACAGUUCUAGUUUUA